Molecule: messenger RNA, 787 nt
Organism: Phanerochaete carnosa HHB-10118-sp
Lineage: Eukaryota; Fungi; Basidiomycota; Agaricomycetes; Polyporales; Phanerochaetaceae
Exons: 5
Coding region: 1-780 (259 amino acids)
Source: RefSeq, a predicted model, not a curated record
AUGUCCAGAUCAACGGACAUAUACCUUACGAUGGAGAGCGGAGAGCUUGUUGUCCGUCAAGGUCUCCAUUCCAGCCGAGGAGUGCAUAUGACUAGAGGACAGCAUAUCAUCGUCGCUGGUGGCGGUGUCACUCGUCUGACGUGGGCUUUUCUCGACGCUGGCUACUCUGUUACAAUUGUCUACGACCGGUGGGCAUCACUCGACCGCAUUACGGCCCAGAUCGCUGGCGCACUGAUCCGUGAGGAUUCGCUGCUACCGAGGAAGCUCGCUGUCUGCGAGGAGGUCGACACUGUCGACGCAUACAAGCACGCCUCGCCUGUCGUUGACACAGAUGUUUACAUGGCGCGAUCUCGUCUACCCGUCGAGAAUAAGGCCAAGCAAUUUAUUACGCACCGCGUCUCCGGCAAUAUAUUCGAGCAAGAGGACACUCUUGAGUCUAGAAACGUCCGACGCACAGUACAUAAUCAAAGCCAUCGGCUUGGGACGAAGCUUGCGAAAUUGGAAGAAGUUCAAGUUUACGUUGUCGCUUAUGACGAGAACAAGCGUGACGAAGAUGGUGGUGUUGUCUUCAUCGUGCCCCAGAACAAUAACGCCCAUCCUCGGUGGUUCGUCCCUAGUUGUCUGGCACAGCUAAACGAAGGCAAGAUCGACCUUACUAUUGACAGUCCCGAGAUCCGGAGGACGCGUGAGCGCUGCAACCGCUUCCUGCUCGAAUGUGCGGAGAUCGAUCCACACUCCCCCUGCCCAGGGGACUACAGCCUGCUCGCGCAGAGAACGUGAUGGUCCA